Schistocerca cancellata (South American locust) is the source of this 474-nucleotide messenger RNA. RefSeq lists its product as uncharacterized. The transcript has 2 exons. Lineage: Eukaryota; Metazoa; Arthropoda; Insecta; Orthoptera; Acrididae. The coding region runs from base 1 to 474 and encodes 157 amino acids. The record is from RefSeq and is a predicted model, not a curated record.
AUGUCGGCGGCGGCGGCUGCGGCGGCGGCGGCGGCGGCGGCGGCUGCGGCGGCACUCCACUCUAGUCUGGACUCUAUAGAGAACCUGCCGCGCCUCGCCGGGAUUUGGGACGGCCGGCAGGCUGUACCCGCGGUGGCGGCCCAGCCGCGGCAUCCGAUCCGGUCGCGAUGGCUAUCGCCGCCGCCGCCGCCGCUGCCGCCGCCGCUGCGAUCCAUUUGUAGCGGGCGGGCGGCGCAGUCGUGCCUGUCGCAGCCGCUACCUGCGGCCACGAGCUGUGGUCAUCACUGGCCACCUGCCACACUUCUUGAGGUGGAACAGCGCUGCCGAGCUUCCCGCAUUCCGCAGCCGGGUCCGGCCGCUGCUGUUGGCACGAGGCGAGGGGACGCGAGUCGUGACCGGGCGCCACUACCUGUACCUGUACCUGUACCUGCAGCUGUAGCUGUAGUCGCGGCGGCGGCUGUGCUGCCGUCUUAA